AUGAACAGCAGGUGCAAAAACCCUGAGGUUGGCCGCAGGGGGCGGAAUCUGCGGCGGCCUGGAAAACUGGUGGGGGCGCGAGGCGCCGCUCUCUCUCGGGUCAGGCUCGGCUCCCGGCUCCCGGCUCCCGGCGCCUGGCGCGGAGCCGUUUCGCGAACGACUCGCCGCCAAGGCUGGUGGGUGGGUGUUGGGACGCGGGAGGCCGUGUCGUCGGAUCCACCCGCAGUCCACAGCCCCGCCGAGCCCGGAGGCCGCCCGGAUGGAGCCGCCGCUCCCGUCGGAGCCCAGCCCCUGGCCACUAUCGAGGGUAUGGAGAUGAAGGGUCCUAACCGGGAGCCCUGCACCCUGACCUGCCAAAGGAACGGGCUAUAUGAGUUAAUAAUCCAGUUGCACGAGAAAGAACAGCAUGUUCAAGAUAUCAUUCCUAUAAAUAGCCACUUUAGAUGCGUUCAAGAAGCUGAAGAAACUCUUUUGAUUGAUAUAGCCUCAAACAAAACUAGCCAUGUGUUGCUCUGUCCAGAGUUCAAGUUACUGAACCGUAGAGGAGAAAUAGUUAAGUUCCUGUAUUUCUUGAUCCUCAGUGUUGUCAUCUGGUUGGGAGAUUUGAAUUAUAGACUCUGCAUGCCUGAUGCUAAUGAAGUAAAGAGUCUUAUUAAGAAUGACCUUCAGAAACUCUUGAAAUUGGACCAGCUAAAUAUUCAACGCACUCAGAAAAAAGCUUUUGUCGAUUUCAUUGAAGGGGAAAUCAAGUUUAUCCCCACUUACAAGUAUGACUCUAAAACAGACCGAUGGGAUUCCAGUGGAAAAUGUCGGGUUCCAGCCUGGUGUGACCGAAUUCUUUGGAGAGGAACAAAUGUCAACCAGCUUCAUUACCGGAGUCACAUGGAACUAAAAACCAGUGACCACAAGCCCGUUAGUGCCCUCUUCGAUAUUGGGGUGAAGAUUGUGGAUGAACGGAGGUACCGCAAAGUGUUUGAAGAUAUUGUACGCAUCAUGGACAGAAUGGAAAAUGACUUCCUCCCUUCCUUAGAACUCAGCAGGAGGGAGUUUGUGUUUGAGAAUGUGAAGUUUCGGCAACUACAAAAGGAGAAGUUCCAGAUCAGCAACAAUGGACAGGUUCCCUGCCAUUUUUCUUUCAUCCCUAAACUUAAUGACAGCCAGUACUGCAAGCCAUGGCUUCGGGCUGAACCUUUUGAGGGCUACUUGGAGCCAAAUGAGACAGUAGAUAUUUCCCUUGACGUGUACGUCAGCAAGGACUCUGUGACGAUCCUGAACUCUGGGGAAGAUAAGAUUGAAGAUAUUCUUGUCCUUCACCUGGAUCGAGGCAAAGAUUACUUCUUGACCAUCAGUGGCAAUUACCUGCCCAGUUGUUUUGGUACAUCCUUAGAGGCUUUAUGCCGAAUGAAAAGGCCAAUCCGAGAAGUUCCCGUUACCAAACUCAUAGACUUGGAAGAAGACAGCUUCCUAGAAAAGGAGAAAUCCCUUCUGCAGAUGGUUCCCUUGGAUGAAGGUGCCAGUGAGAGACCCCUUCAGGUCCCAAAGGAGAUCUGGCUUCUGGUAGAUCACUUAUUCAGAUACGCCUGUCACCAGGAGGACCUAUUUCAAACCCCUGGAAUGCAAGAGGAGUUGCAGCAGAUCAUUGACUGUCUGGACACCAGCAUUCCCGAGACAAUCCCUGGCAGCAAUCACUCUGUGGCCGAGGCGCUGCUUAUUUUCCUGGAAGCCCUGCCAGAGCCCGUCAUCUGUUACGAGCUGUAUCAACGAUGCCUUGACUCUGCUCAGGAUCCCCGGGUCUGCCGACAGGUGAUUUCCCAGCUUCCAAGAUGCCAUAGAAAUGUUUUCCGUUACUUGAUGGCAUUUCUUCGAGAACUCUUAAAAUUCUCGGAAUACAACAAUGUCAGCACCAAUAUGAUAGCUACUCUCUUCACUAGUCUUCUCCUAAGGCCUCCACCCAACCUCAUGGCAAAACAGACUCCAAGCGACCGCCAGCGUGCUAUUCAGUUCCUUCUGGGCUUUCUCCUUGCAAGCGAUGAAGACUAAGCGUUUUCCUCUUACUGCUCCCCGAGAUUCUAGAGGCAGAAGAUCUUGGGCACCAAGUAUUUCACAGUGAUUUGAAAAGUCAUGCCACAGGAGGAGUCUAUUGCAGAAUUUCAAGAGUGUUGGCAUGAAAAAACUCUGUUCCUAGUGCAAAAGGAAGCGAGUUCCUUAACCCCUCCUUCACCUUAUCCUACAUAGCAAAAUACUUUUAGACUUAUAUUGCCAAGCCAAAGUUAACAUAUUUUGGUGUUUUCGUGUUUUCUCUUUUUAAGGCAAAGAGGUUUGUAUUUAUACUCCCCCACCUGCGGAUGUGUUUGCUGCCCUCCUGCCCAGCUAUCAGAUUAUCCUUUGCACCCUAGGCCUAGAUUCUGAGGUUUUCCCAUUUUAGGCCUAAAGCACUACUUGCUAUAGCUCAGACUUGUCUGUAGUCCUUCGUCUAAAGCACUUUUGCCCCAGUCCCACCUUGUAUGCCCCCUUUGCACUCCACUCCGCUAGUACCAUCACGUCGAAGGAAGUCUGGGUCAGGCUAGUGACUCCUGGGGUGUCCCUGAUAGCGACUUAGCUGUCUCUAUGUGGUUGUCACUUGCCUUUGUGCUACUCCAGUGGCAUCUGUGUGUCUCUAACAUUGGCCUUUCCAUGGAUCUGCACUGGGUGCACGCAUAUCCUCUAGGCAGUCUCUGCUACCCUGUCUGAUAGCAGAGCUUUGGGGAUGAUACAGAUAGCACCCCAUUGUAUAAGAGAAUCAAUCAGAACGGAAGUACUUUGAGUAUUUCAGAAGUGAGAGUAGUCAUGUUUGACAGGUCUUGCUUCCUACAUCCCUUUCUGUUCUGCAAACUUGUCAUGAGACCUUAGCAUGGAUGUGUUUGCAGCCCAUCCCCCACAUAGCAACACGCCUCCGGUGCAACCUUGUACCACAGUUGAAAAGCAAGUCUGUGCCUCCAGUUGGCCUCUCUAGGGAUGUGGUUCCUUCCCCCAGCAAGGGCAUUGAGGAUAACCCUUAGAACCCCGUGUCUGGUCUCCUGAAGUAUCAGGCAGCAGAUGCCACCAAGCUCGCUCCCAGUCACCUCAUCCAGUGCUGUGGAAGAGAGACAGAGCAGUGGGCCCAAGCAAAAGCGACUUUUUCACCCACCCAUGACAACCCCAUGAGCCUUUCCUUUACUCAAGCUCUGGGGCGGCUGGCGGCCUUUUUUUUUUUUUUUUUUUUUGUAAUGAAUCUGUGUUGGUUGGCAAACCAGCAAGCGUCUGCUGACUGCAAAACCAUCGGAUGCAAUUUGCUUCCUCCUGGUUUUCUUUCUUCAAAACUGCCCUGAGUCGACUAAUUCUCUCCUGGUAACAUUAACUCUGAGGAGCCUAACAGGCUCUGUGUCUGCCCUCAAGCAUUGAGUCCCGACUCUUCUGGCGUAUCCGAGGAGAGAGGCCGGCUGUACCACCGCUGAGGGUUCUCCAGGGGUUCUCUUUGUAAGUUGAGUUCUUUGGGGAAAGAAAAGGUAUGUAUCCUGUGACAGAUGAGUAAACCCUUUCCUGAGUGGGAGUUAUGGAUUUAGGAAUCAGGUUACUGGUGCCAAAUAGCUGCAGAGGUGAUAGAUCAGGGGAUGGGUGUUGAACUCAGUUAGUAGAAGACUACAAAGCAAACAGUUUAGUCAUGUCCACUAGAGAUGUCUUCUCCAGGCAGGACGUGGUCACAGCAGAGGCAGUGUAGAUGCCGUGGCGAGCUCAUCAUGCGCAGCCAGGGAAAUGCCUUUCCUGGGCACACUCUCUAGUGUAUUGCCAACCCGGGACCUUUGGGUGACGAAGGAUGUGGUCAGUGGGGGCUGUGUGCAGCAUUUUAGCUCUUUCUUCAUAAGUCAAAUGCACUAAGUUGGUUAACUGCCUCAAUCUCUUUACCAGCUCUGGGCCUAAGAUGUACAGAGUUGAGGGUUUUAGACAAUCUCUAAGGAGGGGAAACAAGAAUAGAGCAGACAUGACAAAUCUGCUUCCCUCCUGUGCCUCCUCCAACACUGCAACCUCUAAUUGCAAAGUACCUUUAAUGUACUGUUCAUACCUCCUCUCUCGCAGGGAGUUCAGAUCCAACCAGUAGGGAAGGACUCUGCAUUUGUUGUUCUAGGGAAGAGAUGGUUCAAACCCACGUGGUGACGUCGCGUUUGUCUCCCUUUCACUGUUUUCUGAUUCUUAUUCUGUAGUUGUUAUAUUUCCCCAAAAAUGUCCUGGUCACUAAGCAAAGCUGCUAGUGGGAUUCUGUAUUCUGUGUCAUCUUUUUUUUUUAUUAUAAUUUAUUGCAAUUUUUUCUGAAUAAAUAUAUGU
This is a messenger RNA of Talpa occidentalis (Iberian mole), 4338 nucleotides long. It is a transcript of the gene OCRL, whose product is annotated as OCRL inositol polyphosphate-5-phosphatase. Gene Ontology annotation, cellular component: cytoplasm; membrane. Gene Ontology annotation, molecular function: phosphatidylinositol-4,5-bisphosphate 5-phosphatase activity. The record is from RefSeq and is a predicted model, not a curated record. NCBI's taxonomy places the organism in Eukaryota, Metazoa, Chordata, Mammalia, Eulipotyphla, Talpidae. Gene Ontology annotation, biological process: signal transduction; phosphatidylinositol dephosphorylation.